Messenger RNA from Owenia fusiformis, 1309 nucleotides. Lineage: Eukaryota; Metazoa; Annelida; Polychaeta; Sabellida; Oweniidae. The record is from the annotation of a GenBank genome assembly.
GAUCAAUAGAAAUAUGGAUAUUUUGGUGUAAUAUUUCUCUCCCAAAUAAAGUUGGAUUAUACGUCAAUAUGGCAUCAAUUAUAAAGAACCAGAUAUUGAAACAUCUGUCUAAGUUCACAAAGAACUUAACACCAGACCGUAUCAACAUAAGCACACUAAAAGGUGAAGGUGAACUAGCCAACUUGGAGCUAAAUGAACAAAUUCUGAUGGAACUCCUAGACUUGCCUACCUGGCUGAGAUUAUCUAAGGCAGUAUGCAACAAAGUACAAAUUAAGAUUGCAUGGACAAAGUUGAAGACGAUUCCUAUAUGUGUGUUUCUGGAUGAGGUGGAGGUUGAGAUGGAAACCUGUGAUGAACCAAGGAAACCUAGCAACACUUCACAAAUGCCUAGUUACAGCUCUGGAGGAAAGUAUGGCUUCACAGACCGUGUGGUUGAUGGCAUUAGUAUGUCUAUCAACUCUGUCACUGUCAACUUCAAGUCACAUGCAUUCCAGGCUUCAAUACAGAUCUCUCGGAUUCUUGUGAAUAGCUGUACACCUAACUGGGCAAAGGCUACUGAUCUACGUCAUUCCAGAGUCAAGGACACUAUUCAAGAUGCCCUCAUCAUAUUUAAAGAGGUGGAGUGGCAGACGCUCCGUAUAGAAGCUAAUGCAAUAGCCUCCAAGGACAAGUCUUUUACCACUACUCCUUUGAGGCUCAUUUCAAACCAAGCCAAGAUCAGAAUUUCCAUCAAAAAGUCAUUAAAUGAUUGCAGUAUGUUAGCAACGAAGCUACAGUUCAACUUAGAUGACCUUCUAUGGGUCCUGACUGACUCUCAACUUAAAGCUAUGUUGCUAUUUAUGAAGUCCCUCAAACAAAUCAUUGAGAAAUCCUCUGAACAAACUAAGCGACUCGCGGGAGAAAAAGUCAAAAAACAGUCCUCAAUGGACAAGCCACCACCUAGUCGACAAAACAGGAAGUCCUCACCCUCACAGACUGCUGAGUCUGCCAUGAACAAACUAUUUGCAAAGUUAGACAUCAAAGAAACGUCAUAUCAUCUUUAUACAGGUCGACUCGAUCUUCAUCUAUGUGAUGAUACAACAGCAGUCGACAGGAAGAAGAUUCAGUUUAACCCAACUACUGACAAGGCCCACAACAGACAUAUAGAGGGCGGUGCUAUGCAAGUGACCUUGUACAAGCUGUCAUUGGACCACUACCCCUUCCAUCCUGCAGGGUCAGACCGCAAGCACUGGGCCAAGUAUGAUGACGGCAUGGCAGCAAGACAGGCCUGGGUGAAGCAACUGUUUUCAUCAUUCACUGAAGACUUUUC